Molecule: messenger RNA, 817 nt
Organism: Puntigrus tetrazona (Sumatra barb)
Lineage: Eukaryota; Metazoa; Chordata; Actinopteri; Cypriniformes; Cyprinidae
Product: GTPase IMAP family member 2-like
Exons: 2
Coding region: 83-817 (244 amino acids)
Molecular function (GO): GTP binding
Source: RefSeq, a predicted model, not a curated record
UGUUUCAGGCGGGGCACUGAUGAGGGUCUCUCUUCUUUACUCGUUUUUCUUUCGAUUUUGAUUUGAUGCUUUAGGUGUUGAAAUGGCGUCAGGUUCAGCGUGCGAUCUGAGGAUCGUUCUGAUAGGAAAGAACGGAUCAGAAAACAGCCGAGUGGGAAACAUUACAGCGGGAACGGAAGCAUUUAACAGAGAAGCUUCAAUCUCUUUAAAGCAGCACGGUAUGAAAAUCAGCGGAGAAGUGGAGGGCAGACGCAUCACAGUCAUCAACACUCACCUGCUCCAGACCGAUCUCCCACAACAUCUGAUCACACAGCGAGUGAGAGAGUGCGUGUCUCUGUCUGCUCCGGGACCUCAUGUGUUUGUUCUCGUACUGCAGUAUAAGGACUUCACUGAGAAAGACAGACACAGAGUGAGAACCGUGCUGAACCUCUUCAGUAAACAGGCCGUGAAACACACUAUAGCGCUGACCACCGAUGAAGAGCCACACACAUCCAAACUGGCCUCUGUGAUAUGGAAUAAUGCUGUUUCCGAUUUAAUAAAGGAGUGCGGAGGAGGACGUCUACAGUUUGAUACAAUAAACCCAGGAUGGCGAUCCGAGUUGUUCAGAAAAAUAGAAAAGAUAUUCGAGAGGGAACACAGAGAAUUUCUCAUCUGUGACAUGAAUGAGGCUGGAGGUGAUGGAUCAUCGGUGGAUGAAGAUCAGAGCGUGUCUGGAGUUUCAGACGGAGUAGACAGCAAAGAGAAGGAUCCUGAUCUCAACGAGAGCACAAAAACAGCAAGUGAUGGAGGAGGUUUGUUUGUUUGUUUUUCAGAAUAA